This is a messenger RNA of Manacus vitellinus (golden-collared manakin), 5748 nucleotides long. RefSeq names its product zinc finger protein 638-like. Lineage: Eukaryota; Metazoa; Chordata; Aves; Passeriformes; Pipridae. The record is from RefSeq and is a predicted model, not a curated record. The transcript is spliced from 26 exons. Gene Ontology annotation, biological process: RNA splicing; regulation of RNA splicing. Gene Ontology annotation, cellular component: nucleus. Gene Ontology annotation, molecular function: zinc ion binding; mRNA binding. The annotation marks the transcript as partial.
CCUUGUCUUUUAACUUGCAGCUUUGUGUUGUUCUUGGAAAGUUUCGCACCACUUGUGAAUUCCCUGAACCUUGGCCUUGCCGGCCCCCUUGUGUUGGGCCCUCCUCCCUUUCAGCUUGCCCAAAUUAAGACCCACUUGGCUCUGCAGUCGUGGUCCUCGGUGUCCGGCGGCGGCGCGGCCCCUGCCCACGCUGGGUUCCGCCAGGCAUUGCCCAAAGACGCAAUGUUUAGCCCCAGAGGAACCUUGCCCCCCCGGCCCAGGGGACCCAACCCCUCGGGCAGCAAGCCUCCGGGAUCCUUCGGGGGAGGAGGGGCGGCCGGGCCGCAGAGGAAACCGGCGCCGGGAGCCCCCCAGGCAGCGCCCCAGAGACCCCCGGGCCAGGACUCGCUGCAGUGGACGGGCUCCCAGAGGAUCAACGUGCGGGUCACGCUGCACAGGGCGGAUCCCAGGAAGGUCAAGGAGAAGAGCAGCCUGCACCAGGAGCAGAAGGGAGACCCUCGCCCCAACCGCUGGGACAGCGGCCCGUGCCCGGCCGGGACGGCCGCGCCAAAGCCGCCGGUGCCGGUGCUGGAGCAGAACUCGAGCGCCCAGAACCGCUACACACCCGAGAGCGCCUCCAGCAUUUUAGCGAGCUUCGGGCUGUCCAACGAGGACCUGGAGGAGCUCAGCCGCUACCCCGACGACCAGCUGACCCCGGAGAACAUGUCCGGAGGGGGCCACAAAGGCUUCCACUCCGAGGGGCCCAUCAAGUCCCCGUUCGGGGUGGUGAAGGCGUCCUGGCUGCCCGUGUUCUCCGACUCCCAGAAGAGCAAACGCCUGCCCACCCCGUCCAUGAUGAACGACUACUAUGCGACGUCGCCGCGAAUAUUCCCACAUUUGUGUUCUCUGUGUAACCUUGAAUGCACUCAGAUGAAGGACUGGAUCCUGCACCAGAACAACCCCUCCCACAUCGAGAGCUGCCGCAAGCUCCGCCAGCAGUACCCGGAAUGGAACCCCGAGGCUCACUCCUCCAGCAGCUCCCGCUCCCACCGCUCCUCCAGCUCCGAGCGCUCCUCACGCAGGUCCAGCCGCUCCGAAGACAGAAAGGCAGCACUCGAGGCCGUCAUGAAAACCCUGGGGCCGGAGUUCCUGGCAGAGUUCAAGAAACACAAAUCACUUCAGGCAGCUGUGCAGGGGUCCUUGGGAUCAGGAAGAUCCUCAUCCACUCAUGGCCCCCCGGGGAAGGUGUCUGGGAGCGUGAAGAAGCCACUGAAGACAAGUGCUGCCCCAAAGGCUCCCAAGAAGGACGGGUCUGCUGCACCUGGGCCGAGUUCUGCCUCGGCCAAAACGGAGGAAUCAGCCCAAAACAAGGAGGGGGAAGAGGAUGAGGAAGAUGAAUCCGCAGGGAGCAGCAAACCUCAGUCUGCUUCUUACAACAGGCUGCUGAGGGAGGACCUGCUGAGCUGCGGGACCGUCCUGCAGAUCUCGGACCUGCCCGACGACGGAUUUUCGGAUCAGGACAUCAAAAAGCUGGUGCAGCCCUUCGGCAAAGUGAGCGACCUGAUCGUGCUGCGCUCCAGGAACGAGGCCUACCUGGAGAUGAACUACAAGGAGGCCGUGAUCGCCGCCGUCAAGUUCGGGGAGACGCAGCCGGUGCUGCUCAACGGGAAACGCAUCCGGAUCAGCGUGGCCGAGAAACCCCGGGCACCCCCCGGCCAGGUCAAAAAGACCAUUAAAAAACGAAUUCUGACUGUUAAAAAAACUUCAGCAAGUACCAAAAAAGUUCCAACCACCAGCACCAAGACCCCCAAACCCCCCACAGGUAAAAAGGAAAAGCUCAAGAAAUCAGCAGUGCCAGGAGAACGAAAGGUGAAGAAACCUCCAGGUGCUGCAGAACCAGCCGAGGAUGGAGAUGCCGAGCCCUCGGCAGAGCCCGGGGUGGGAGCUGAGGGAGCGGAGCCGUCAGAUCCAAAGAGUGUCCCGGAGGAGGAUGGAGCCCCAGAGCCUGCAGUGCCCAUGGAGAGCCAGCCCCACCCCUCACCUGUGCCAGAACUGCUCCCUCCCUGUUUUCCAGAGCCUCCAGGAACGGGCACACCGGGCGAGGAAUCCACAGAUCCAGCCAGGAAGGACCCCGAGGACCUGUGUGUGGUCCUGGUUUCCAACCUGCCCGACAAGGGAUAUUCCGUGGAGGAAGUUUCCAACCUGGCAAAGCCCUUUGGAGGCCUGAAGGAUAUGCUGAUUCUGUCCUCUCACAAAAAGGCAUAUCUGGAAAUCAACAGGAAAGCUGCAGAUUCCAUGGUGAAAUUCUACACCUGCUUCCCCAUGUCCCUGGAUGGAAAGCAGCUCUCCAUCAGCAUGGUGCCUCAGUACCAGACUGUCAGGGAUGAAGAAGCCAUAUUUACUGCCCUGAUUAAAGAUUCUGACCCUCAGGUGAACACUGAAUCCAUCCAUAACCAGUUUGUGCACCUGGGGAAUUUGCCAGAUGAUGGAUACAGGGAGCUGGAAGUGGUUUGUGUGGGGCUUCGCUUCGGGAAGGUCGACCAUUAUGUUGUGCUGAAGAACAAAAACAAGGCCAUCCUGCAGCUGGACACCCCCAGGUCAGCCCGCUCCAUGCACAGCUUCCUGCAGCAGUACCCCUACAGCAUGGGGGAGCACACCCUCAGCUGCUCCCUGUCCCCACGGGGGGACCCUGCCCAGGCCGAAGCUGGGAAGAGAGACCCGAAGAGAGAGGAAGGGAGCAGAGCAAGGUAUGGCCUGCAAGUGCUGGGGGGUUGUGUCUCCCUUUCCUUGGAAUGCCCUGUCCAUGAUCUGGGGGGUGCUGAGCCUCUCUCCAGCCCAGCUCCAUGGAAAAUCCUGCUGGGAGCUCCCCCAGCCGUGUCCCUGCUCCUCCCCCCGUGUGCUCUGUGUGUCCCCGCAGAGCCACAGUGUUUGGGAUUGCAUUCCCAACCCAUGGAAAACAGGAGGAAAUCCUCUUUUGUCACUGUUUUACUGCUCUGGGCAGGGUUUCCCCCCUGGGCUGGCAGGUGUGUCUGGCUCCAUGUGUUGGUGAGAGAAUUUGGGGGGUAUUUAACCCCCGAGGGUUUCUUUCAUCCUGCAGCUCCUCCCUCUGUCACAGCCCCUGGCUCUGUUCUUUCUUCCUGCCCACGGCCUGCCCUCGAGGUGCUGAGCGCUGGCUCGAAAAAAUCUCCCGAGGGGUCAGGAGUGGUGCCAAGAGCAGCUGCUGAUCCGCCAGGAGAGCCCAGGGGGGCAAAGAGAGGAGCCACUCCCGCCUCCAGUGGCACGGAGGAGAUCCCAGCGGGACAGACGGAGCCCCCCGAGCCCCAGCCGGGAGGAGCAGCCAGGGAGUCACCUGGGAGCCUGGCCCGGACGGCUGUGGAGGACGUGGAUACUGGGAUUGGUGUUCCCGUGAAACCUGCUGGCACCAGAUCACCUGCAGAGAGGUGGGAAGAGAAGCUGCUGCCGCCUUCCAGUGCGGGGACGGAAGAGGCUCCUAAAGGUCCUCCUGAACCAAAGCUGCUGGAGAAGGGAAGCAAGGAGGGGGAUGAAGAGUCGUCUGCCCCUGCCAUGGAAGCACUGGGAUCAUCCAGCAGGGCUGAGGGGGAUCCAGCGGGUCGUGGGGUGAUCCCAGCAGCCGGGGAGCCAGCGGGGGCCAGCCCUGGAGCAGUGUCCCCCAGGGAUGAGGGGGCUCCCAUGGACACGCUGUCACCUGCUGUCACCCAGCCAGCCAGCGAGCUGGCUGCUCCUGGGAAGAGCCCUGUUCCUGAGGCUGGGAAAAGCAACCCUGAAACGUCUGGAGCUCCGGUGGCCGAGAGGAGACCUGUCCCUAAAACCAGGGAGGCCCCAGGGAAGAGACUGGAUGUGGCUGGAGCAGAGGAGGGUGUGCUCAAAGCUGGACACACUGCGGAGGAGAACCCCGGGAAGCUCUUGGGCAAGGCUGGGGCAGAGCUGGAGAAGCAGCUUGGAAAAGCAGCAGCCAAGGCUGGGGCUGCUCUGGAAGAUGCUCCGAGUGCCGUCGGUGGGAGCAGCGCGGGAAGUUCGGCCAAAAGCCACCAGAACAAAGGGACGGGAGCGGCAAACCCCGACAGAAGCCACCCGGGAGCUCCACUGAGCCCCUUUUUAUCCCUCAAGGAGCCCGCUGUGGGUAAAACCCUCCUGAGGGCAGUGGUGUCUAUCCCGGAUAUCUUCAAGGCCAGGCCCCCAGCGAAGAGCAGCGAGCCCUCCCCGGGCAAAGGGGGGGAGCAGAACCCCCCCAGAGCCGAGGGCCAGGCAGGGGGGGACAAGAGAACCCCCUCCAAAGCAGCCCAGCCCACAGCAGGGAGCGCCCAGGGGAGAGGGAGCGGCAGCUCCACAGUGGAUGGACAGGGAGGCAGUGGGAGGAGCUCAUCCCAGCAGGAGAAGGACUCCCAGGUGGAAUCUAGGGCUGGUUCAAAACAGAGCCAAGAGGGAGAGAGUGGAGCCCCCGGCACGGAGGAGGACCCCGGCAGCACUCAGGGUCCUGGUGGGGACAGGACCAGUGGCGCUGGCAGCAGUGGGAAGCAGAAGGAGGAAGAAGAGCUGUUCCCGUUUAACCUGGACGAGUUUGUCACCGUGGACGAGGUGGUGGAGGAGGUGGAGUCUCCGGUCCUGCCGCGGCGAAACCCCCCCAGGGGCAAGAGGAAAGAGGGGGCCAAGCCCAGCCCGUCGGAGCCCGCGUCCAAGAGGAGGAAAGGGAAGAGCUCCGGGGCCAAGGGGGAGCCGUCCUUCGUCACCCUGGACGAGAUCGGGGAGGAGGAGGACGCGCCCGCCCCGCCGGGGGACCCCCAGGGGCUGCUGGUGGUGGACGAGGUGCUGGAGGAGGAGGAGCUGUCGGAGGCGGUGAAGGACCCGCAGGCCCUGCUCACCCUGGACGAGAUCUCGGAGCAGGAGGAGCCGGGAGCCCCCAGGGACCUCCCCCAGCCCGCCUUCAAGGAGCGGGACCUGAAGACCGAGCCCCUGGUGACGGUGGAUGAGAUCGGGGAGGUGGAGGAGCUGCCCCUGAAUGAGCCCGCCGAGCUGGGCGGGGAGGAGGGCAAGGCCGGCGCCGCAGACUUCGCGUCCUCGCAGGUGCCCGACGACCCCACGGCCCUGGUGACCGUGGACGAGAUCCAGGAGGACAACGAGGACAACCCCCUGGUGACCCUGGACGAGGUGAACGAGGAGGAGGACGAUUUCCUGGCGGAUUUCAACCACCUCAAGGAGGAGCUGAACUUCGUCACGGUCGACGAAGUCGGGGACGAGGAGGAGGAGGAGGAAAACGCGUCCCCAGGGAAGAGUGCACACAAGGAUGAGGAGGAGGAGGACAUCGUUGCUGUGGCAGGACCAGAAGAAGAGGAAAUCGCUGCCAGUGCAGGACCAGAGGAGGAGGACAUUGUUGCUGUUGCAGGACCAGAAGAAAUAGGAAUUUUGGGGGAUCCGAAUCCAGAAGAGGAAAUCUCUGCAAUCUCCAAGCCAAAAGCAGCUCAGCUGGGAUCAGGAGGGGCAGAACCAGAGCCCAAGCAGAAGAAAGCUCUGGGUGUCCCCAAGAUGCAGAGCACUCCCAAAGGGAAACCCAGAGGAACCACCCCAAACUCUCCAGGCUUUCCUGCCCUGGACAUCCUGGUGCCCAAGGCCGGGUUCUUCUGCCAGAUCUGCUCCCUGUUCUACGCCGACGAGCCCUCCGUGAUCCAGCACUGCCGGACCCCCCUGCACCGGCACAACAUGGAGCUCUUGGUCAAUGAAGUCUUCCAUCUGGGAGAUCUCCUGGUUGAUUAA